AUGACUGUCGCAGACCUUCCCGCUGUGGCGCAGCAAUCCGCUGGGGAUAUUAAUUUUAAGAAGCGCAAGUAUGAAGAAGAAGAGGAAUCCAAUUCAGUUGUUAUGGAGCAAGUAUCAUCAGAGCUUCGUCAACCAGAUUUACCAAAAUUCAACCUGACAUCAUCAAAGUCUUCAGCUAAAGAAGAGCUUGGUGAGAAGCCUUCUGCGCAAGAAUGGCAAACAGUAGAGAGGCGACCAAAAAAGAAAGCUAAGAAGAUACCAAAGGCUGGAAAUGGAAAUUACCCUGCUAUUACUUUCUCAGCAAAAGAGUCUCGACUGUCGGGACAAAUCAAGAUUGGAGAUUUGCAAUGUCUAGUCCUCUAUCUUCUUGCUGAUGGCAUGGCCCCUCAGUUUGUUUCUGUCCGCCAUCGACCACAAUUUCGAAAAGUUGUCGUACUUAUGGUCCCUGGACUUGAAGAAUCUAUGUUCGGUACUAAACCUGCUUCUGAUGGGCGUCGACAUUCCCCGGAUGAAUAUCUGCCCCGCAAGCUAAAAUCUGAAGCUCUGCCUGAAAAUCUAAAGUUGUUUGCGGAUAUGUUUGAGUAUAUAUGGCCAGUCAAAACACCAGGAGACAAGAAAUAUGCAAAGAUGCAUUCCCCUUUACAUGCUAUGCUAACAGCACCUGUAACUAAAAGCCAAGAAAACAAGAAUAACAAUGGGAAAGGUCCCAGGAAAGCUAGAGAACCUAAUGGCUGGCAGAACAAUCGCACGCCAAUAACUCAAUUCCUCACAUCGCCAGAAGACCUCCAAGAGAAUGGUUAUACCCUUCAUCCCGCAUCCUACAACGAGGUAAUCGAUAAAAAUAACUUGGCGGAGCAGCGAAAAACCUGGGAGGUCGACGAGGCUCAUGGAUGGGUAGAUACAGAAGUCAACAAUUUUGAUGAAGGAUCCGUCCCAGAUGAUGCGAUUGAGCAAGGAAGUUUGACAGCUGGCAGAGAGAUCUUCGCUAUGGAUUGUGAAAUGUGUAUGACUGACAAGAAUGAGUUCUCACUCACGCGCAUAAGUAUUGUUAGUUGGGACGGAUCAGUUGUACUUGAUGAGCUUGUAAAACCCGAGAAGCCAAUCAUUGAUUAUCUCACUCAAUAUUCUGGUAUCACAGAAUCAAUGCUUGCUCCAGUCACAACAACAUUACAAGACAUACAGAAGAGACUAGUCAAACUAUUUCACUCACGUUCGAUCUUGAUCGGUCAUUCCCUCGACUCAGACCUUAAAGCCCUCAAACUUACGCAUCCAUAUAUUAUCGAUACUGCUGUUAUAUAUCCUCAUCCUCGUGGUCCACCACUCAAAUCCUCCCUGAAAUGGCUUGCGCAAAAGUAUCUCGGCAAAGAGAUCCAGAAGGGACAUGGAGCAACUGGUCAUGACUCGACUGAGGACGCAAGAACUUGUCUUGAUCUCGUAAAGCUUAAGUGUGAGAAGGGAUCUGACUGGGGAGCAAAUGACUCACAAGGUGAGAACGUCUUCAAGCGAUUAGCCCGAGCAGGCGUUCGAUAUAAGAGCCAGGGAGGAUCAUCCAUACCAGAUUUUACGGAUGGUAAAUCAUCAGCUGCUAUUGAUUGGGGUGAUCCAAAGAGAGGUCCUGGUGGUGCUGCAACCUUCUCCGUUGGAUGCAAAAGUGAUGAGCAGGUCAUGGAAGGUGUCAUUCGAGCUACAAAUGGGGAUACUGAUGGCAAGGAGAUUCCUGGUGGUGGUGUAGAUUUCGUCUGGGGAAGAUUUAGAGAGUUAGAGGAUCUAAAGGGUUGGAACAACCAGAGACUUCCUCGUGCUGCAGAUUCAACAGACACAGCAGUAGAGGAAAAUAUCACAGCUCCUAAAAGCGGCGAAAACAUGAAAGUAGAUACUGACAUGGAAGAGUCAAACCCUAAACCAGCACCCGACACCCCUGAAUCCAACAUUUCUACAAAGCAAAACGCCAUGGAGGAUAUCAGUGUUGCCAAGAACUCAAAAUCGCCAAGCAAUACAAGCACCGAGCCACCACAAACAAACGCGGCCACAUUCUCCCACCCAUCCGACCCCUUUGCAUCAGCAACCCUGGCUCUCACUCAGCGCAUCCACAAAAUCUACGAAUCGCUUCCCCCUUGCACAGCAUUCAUCAUUUACAGCGGCUCAGGCGAUCCAAAAGAAAUGGUCAGAUAUCAAAAAAUGAAACAACAGUUUCAACAUGAGUAUAAGACGACCAAAUGGGAUAAGUUGAGUGUUAAAUGGACGGACGUGGAAGAACAGGCUAUGAAUAGGGCGGCGGAUCAUGCGAGAAAUGGAAUCGGAUUUAUUGCCGUUAAGUAG
Sclerotinia sclerotiorum 1980 UF-70 is the source of this 2319-nucleotide messenger RNA. RefSeq lists its product as hypothetical. Gene Ontology annotation, molecular function: nucleic acid binding; exonuclease activity. The record is from RefSeq and is a predicted model, not a curated record. The transcript has 2 exons. Gene Ontology annotation, cellular component: nucleus. Lineage: Eukaryota; Fungi; Ascomycota; Leotiomycetes; Helotiales; Sclerotiniaceae. The coding region runs from base 1 to 2319 and encodes 772 amino acids.